UUUUUCUCUCUCUCUCUCUCUUUAUAAUAUGGAUUUAAGCGAAAACUAUUCUCAAUCGAUUGAUGAUAUUCAUUGUGAUGAUAAAAUUAAUCGCCUGAUAACAGAUUUGUUUUCAUAUGACGACUUGAAAAGACGGCGUAUACUUGAUCAUUAUUAUUUACCGAAUGCUCUUUUUACUUCCCCUAUAUUAAAGACAACAGGCAUUCAUAAUAUUAAGCACGUAUUUUUGGUCUGGAAGGCAUUAAACAAGGUUCCACCAAAGAUUACAAACAUAUGCUUUAAUGGCAAGACUUGUGUCGUCUUUUUAACACAAACAUUGUGUCCUAGAAUGUUUCCUUGGAUUCAAGUUUUAUUGCCAGUAACAGUCAUACUAGAUUUCAAAGAGACAGAUAUAGAUAGUGGUCUAUUAAAGAUAGAAACCCAUCAAGAACAUUGGACAAUAGAAGGUAUAUUAAAGACGAUACCAUUUGUGUCAUUCUGGUAUGAUCAUGUGGUACGAACAAUGGUUGGUAGGCUGUUAUGUACAACGGGAGAAGCAGUCUAUACUGCAACAGAAACUGCAAGUCUGCUUGUUAUGCGAAGUAGAGAAAUAGAAGAAGCAAGGAAAAGACUUGAGUCUAGAAGUUAUAAUUCGCACUCAUUUCGACUAGAACAAGAAGGUAGUGAAGAAGUCAUGAUGCUCAGAAUUAAAAACACAACCUCUUAUUCUUCCAAUGCGUCUACGACAACAUCUAUUCCACAGAAAGAAGGGAAAAAACAUCAGACAUCUUAAGUAUAUACGAUAGAGUUUAUGUUUGUGACUUUUUUCUAUGCAUAAAAGUAAUUUUGCCACUAGCUU
This is a messenger RNA of Gilbertella persicaria, 838 nucleotides long. RefSeq lists its product as uncharacterized. Lineage: Eukaryota; Fungi; Mucoromycota; Mucoromycetes; Mucorales; Choanephoraceae. The record is from RefSeq and is a predicted model, not a curated record. The transcript is spliced from 4 exons. The coding region runs from base 29 to 772 and encodes 247 amino acids.